AUGCCGAGAAGUAAAGAGCGCAGCUCAACCUCUGGCUCUAGCUCGCCCAGAAGCCCGCGUCUGCUGCCGGAGUCAAAGCCGCACUCCGCGGCCGCGGGGCUCGCCGCUCGGGCCGCCACCUCCUCCAACCCUCACCUCCGCGCGGCGGGGGAUCUGGAGCGCCCUCCGCCACCACCGCUAUACCUCACCACCAUGCCCUCCCCGCGCACUCCGCGGUCCAGACCGGGUGGCUACUAUGGCAUAUGCAGGCCAUCUCUUGCUCGCGUGCACGCCCCAACCCCUUCCUCCAUGUCAUCGGGCGGCGGCGGCGGCGGCGGCGAUCCACUAAAGUCCUUUGCGAGUCACUAUUCUGAACGGAGGCAGCAACUUCUUGAUUUCUUCAUCGAAUACACCGUCAGCUCAGUGAAGACUGCUUUCUACAAGGUACAAGCUGCUUCAGCGAAGGAGACAGGAAGUCCAAGUUUCGAGAUCCAUUUCAACCACAUUCUCGAGUACAAUAAGGAAUUAGCUUUUGCCAUCUUCAACUCUCAGGACAGAUUCAAUGAAUGGGUGUAUCCAACUGUAUACCAGUUUCUAACCAGUGAAGGGAUUGCGAAGAAUGUAGUUGAAAGAAUGAAAAUUACUUUCCACACAAUGCCCCUGAGCAUUGAAGAUUUCUUACGGGAACAUGGGUCAUUGAUCAGCAUUAAGUCAAUCUUUGGUGGGAGUUUCAAAUUAUGUGUUGCGCAUGACAUCGGGAUGGUAUUAGUCCAUGGAUUUCUGGAAGAGAUCUUUAGUAACCACAGAAAAUGUCGUACUUGGAAUGGGGGAUUUAACAUAAGUGACAUGGUGGUGGUUAACUCCACGGAGUGUAGGAUUACAAAGAAGUCAACGCGAGGUGGAUCUCACUGUACUGCAAAGGAUCUGCACAGAAUUGGGGAGAUUUUCAUGCCAAUGUUCAGUUGUAAUAGAGGAAUGGCAUUAUACUUUGAUGUACUGCAAAAGGAUUUGAGCAUGGCCAGUGAGAAUGAAGUGAAAGAGGAAUGGUUUUGGGAAUACCUCCUCUCACAUCCGGCACUGAAACAAUCAAUGGCACGUUACUACCUGGAGUGUGGGUUGCAGUAUGCUGCAAUAACCUUUGAAGGCUCAGGCAUGCCAAUCCAAUCAAUUCUAGGAGUAUACAGUGACUGGAAGGCACUUAUCCCAAUUGAACUUACUGAAAACACACCUAUCACAGAUUUCAGCUUGUAUAAGGUUUUCUGGUCCAAGUGUGAACCUACUGAAGGUGUUGAUGAUCCUUUUGCGGCUACAGUUGGGGGGCUGCUUGCAUACAAAGGUAACUUCCUGCAACAUGGUGAUGAAUAUGUCAAGGUGCAUGACCACUCCGAGUUAGAGCAAUUUGCAGCAAAAACUUUUCCCCAAGCUCUACCAAACAUUCUGCGGAAGCUAUUGAGGGACUGCAAAACGCACAUGAAUGAACCGCUUAUGGUGCUCUGGAAAGCUUAUCAUGCCUCAAGAAUGGGCAGUGAUGUUAACACUGAAGGGAGAACUGGCAUCUGUAUUUCAUUCAGUGAAGAGGGCAGGUGA
Messenger RNA from Miscanthus lutarioriparius, 1566 nucleotides. Lineage: Eukaryota; Viridiplantae; Streptophyta; Magnoliopsida; Poales; Poaceae. The record is from the annotation of a GenBank genome assembly.